AUGGCUUCCUGCUCAUCCUCUUGGGUGGACAUUCCACCCGAUUCUGACUUUUCGUUGGCCAACAUUCCGUUUGGAGUCUUUUCUGCGACACCAAGAGGUCCCAAACGAUGCGCCACGGCCAUUGGCAAUAAGGUAGUCGACUUGUCGAUUCUCCAAGAAGCGGGAUGUUUGGACUCUGUCCCAGGUCUGUCGGCCAAUGCCUUUUGUGGACAAGAAACACUCAACGCCUUUGUGGCGCAUUCACCACCCGUGUGGAAAGAGACUCGUCAGAGACUGCAAGAGCUGUUUACCAAAACAAAAGACAAUAACAGUAGGGCACUCCACGACAAUACACUAUUACAAAAAGCAGCCCUUCAUGACAUGGACUGCGUGUCUCUGCACUUGCCACUGGCUGUGGGGGAUUACACUGAUUUUUAUUCGUCGCGGGAACACGCCACCAAUGUGGGGACCAUGUUCCGUGGCAAGGACAAUGCCUUGCAGCCCAAUUGGUUGCAUUUGCCCGUCGGAUAUCAUGGCCGAUCAUCGACGCUACAGGUAUCGGGACAUGCCGUCCGACGACCCUGUGGACAAUUACUGCAAAAGGAAGAUCCAAAACAGGGCAGUAUCUACGGGCCCUGCCAAUUGCUGGAUUUUGAACUCGAAGUGGCUGCGGUAGUAGGAGGGCCUGCCAAUGCGAUAGGACAGGCUCUGACUAUGGAACAUGCCAAGAGUCGAAUCUUUGGAUAUUGUCUCAUGAAUGACUGGUCUGCCAGAGACAUUCAGAAAUGGGAAUAUGUUCCACUCGGUCCCUUUACUUCCAAAAACUUUGCAACAACACUCUCUCCUUGGAUUGUCACCACAUUGGCACUGGAAGAAGGAGGAUUUGCCUGCCCUACAUCUGCUACCGAACAAACCAAUCCUGUACCACUGCCGUACCUACAGGAUCCCAACUAUUCAUCGUACGAUAUUCAAUUGACCGUGGCAAUUCAAUCGGCGUCCAUGUCUACCGCUACAACAAUUUGUACAUCCAACUUUUGUCACCUAUAUUGGAAUCCGGCACAACAAUUGGUCCACCAUUCCGUCACGGGGUGUGUCAUGAAUCCGGGAGAUUUGUUGGGCAGCGGGACCAUCUCGGGAAGUACACCCAACUCGUUUGGUUCAAUGCUCGAAUUGAGUUGGAAAGGAAGUCGUCCCGUGCCAUUGUCCGACGCGGAAUCCAGAACCUUUUUGCAAGACGGAGACAAGAUCAUUAUGAAAGGGUGGUGUCAAAAGUCCAAUACUAGUGACUGUGACGACAAUCCCCCACGCAUUGGCUUUGGAGUGUGUGAAGCUGUCAUCUUGCCAGCAACUCCCGUGACAACAGAGCCAAUUAACAAUCCAACAACAACAAUAACCUCACAACCUCAGAAGGAACGGUACCAAAACUUUAGGCUCUACGGAUACUGGAAAUCUUCCUCUACUUGGAGAGUCCGCAUGGCACUAGCAGCCAAGGGAAUCGACUACGAGACUAUUCCUGUCAAUGUGUUUCAGGGCGAACAAAAUGAACCGGCUUACAAGAAGAAUGUCAACCCACUGGGCCAAGUGCCCGUACUGGAAUUCACCGACACGCAACAACACUCCAAUGACGACAACCACAAGGAUGGUGUGAUUCGAUUGUCCCAGUCCAUUGCUAUAAUCGAAUUCUUGGAUGCCGCCUUUCCGGAUCGACGAGCCUUGUUUCCACAGAAUGAUCCUUUGAAGAAGGCCAUUGCCUAUCAAAUGGUGGAGAUCAUCAAUUCGGGAACUCAACCCCUCCAGAACAUUCCCUUUUUGAAAGGCAUUCAAGAACAAUCCGAAGAGCGGGUCGUGGCCAAUCAUGUUGCCAAGAAAGUGAUUGAAAAGGGUCUGUCGGCAUUGGAAACUCUAGUGGUGAAACAUCAUCAUGCAACAACAACGGGACAAGGACCAUUCUGCUUGGGGACAUUUUCGCCAUCAGUGGUAGAGGCAUUUCUUGUCCCACAAAUGUUCAAUGCAAGAGGGCAAGGAGUCGAAGUGGACAAGAUUUGCCCGACUUUGGUCAAAAUUGACAAGCUGUGUUCGCAACACACCUGGUUUCAAAAGUCCCAUCCGGACCAGCAGCCAGAUGCUGGGACCUGA
Molecule: messenger RNA, 2115 nt
Organism: Seminavis robusta
Lineage: Eukaryota; Bacillariophyta; Bacillariophyceae; Naviculales; Naviculaceae
Source: the annotation of a GenBank genome assembly